AAUAUUUUAACAUAACAGUUGUGAGUGGAAAAUCUCAAAACUCACAUGGAUUAAACCGAAGAAAAUUCCGUUUUCUGAAAGUCAAGCGACUUAGCGGGUAAGUUUCCUUCCAUUGAGAAAAAGCUAACCAGAAAAUCAGCAGAACUUGAGCUUCAUCAGAGUUAGGGCACACAAAAAUGAGGAAGAGAAGUGUGUGGGCAUGGGUAGUUGCAAUCAUCUGCUUUAUAGUGCUCAUGAUUGUUACUCCAGCAAUUCCUCAGUCUCAAGAAUAUCAUGAUUUUGCUGAUCAACGCAACUUUCUCGGGAUUCCCAAUGCACUGAAUGUGGUCUCAAAUUUCCCUUUCCUUGUGAUCGGUCUGAUAGGUCUUGUACUUUGCCAUCACGGUAAUUAUUUCAAGCUGAGCUUGCAAGGAGAGCUUUGGGGUUGGACGUGCUUCUAUAUUGGUGUGGCAGCGGUUGCUUUUGGGUCCUCAUACUAUCAUCUCAAGCCAAAUGAUGCUCGUCUUGUGUGGGAUAGAUUGCCAAUGACUGUUGCAUUUACGUCUAUCAUUGGUAUCUUUAUUAUUGAAAGAAUAGAUGAGAGAAAGGGAACUCUGUCUCUCAUUCCAUUGCUUCUCGCCGGUGUAGUUAGUAUCAUGUAUUGGAGGUUCUUUGAUGAUCUCCGUCCUUAUGGGGCAGUUCAAUUUGUACCAUGCCUAGCCAUCCCACUCAUGGCUAUUUUGUUGCCUCCGAUGUACACGCAUUCCACUUAUUGGCUGUGGGCUGCAGCGUUUUAUCUUUUAGCAAAGGUUGAAGAAGCAGCUGAUAAGCCAAUCUACAACUGGACUCAUCAUAUCGUGAGUGGCCACACACUCAAACAUUUAUGUGCUGCAAUGGUGCCCGUCUUCUUGACCUUAAUGCUUGCGAAAAGGGACAUUGAACCAAAUAGGAUCAGUUUAUAUCAAAGUUGGAGAAUAUCUUGGAGUAAAGCAAAACAAAAUGGAGCAGAAAUGGAGAGUCACACUUGUACUUAUUCAAGUGUCGCAGUUGAGGAAUCCCAUUAAGGGGACUGCUUGUUAUUUCAUUGACACAAACUCUUUUAGUUUACUAUAAACAGGAAAAAAAGAGGCUAAAACAAGUGUCGAAAACAAAUAAUCUAGUACUUUCCCGUUCAUCAGAAAGAAAGUUAUACUUUCUUCAUCAAUGUAUACGAAUCACGUGUUAAUGUAUAAAAGAAGUAUAUUGCCGCGUA
This is a messenger RNA of Lycium ferocissimum, 1231 nucleotides long. RefSeq lists its product as uncharacterized. The record is from RefSeq and is a predicted model, not a curated record. Bases 177 to 1043 code for a protein of 288 amino acids. The transcript is spliced from 7 exons. Lineage: Eukaryota; Viridiplantae; Streptophyta; Magnoliopsida; Solanales; Solanaceae.